GUGUACGCGGCAGUAAUUUUUAAUUUUCAAUAUUUUUCCCAACCGUUCAAUAAAAAUCGUGGAACUAAAUUGUGCUUAUCAGUUUAUUGUUUAAAUAAGUGAGAACCAGAAACCGUUCGUGCAAAAAUGGCCUCAGGAGUGACCGUAUCAGAUGUUUGCAAAACGACAUACGAGGAAAUCAAAAAAGACAAAAAGCAUCGCUAUGUCAUAUUCUACAUCCGCGACGAGAAACAGAUCGAUGUGGAGGUGAUCGGUGACCGCAACGCCGAGUAUGACCAAUUCCUCGAGGAUAUCCAGAAGGGUGGACCAGGCGAGUGCCGAUAUGGACUGUUCGACUUUGAGUACAUGCACCAGUGUCAAGGCACCUCGGAAAGUUCCAAGAAGCAGAAGCUGUUCCUGAUGUCCUGGUGUCCAGAUACCGCUAAGGUCAAGAAGAAGAUGUUGUACUCCAGCUCUUUCGACGCUCUGAAGAAGUCGCUCGUUGGCGUCCAGAAGUACAUUCAGGCUACCGAUCUCUCUGAAGCAUCCCGAGAAGCUGUCGAAGAGAAGCUGCGCGCCACUGAUCGUCAAUAAGAUUAUCCAUACUUAAGAUUACGCACACAACAACAACAACAACAACAGAAAAAUAUCUACAACAGAUUAGCGGACAGCAUACAGACAGACUCACACAUACAGAAAUACACGAACACUGAAAUAUUAAACACAACAGUAUAGGAAGCAUACAAAAACAUGGGAGCGAAUGUAGUGAAGAACAAUGAAAAAUAAAGUAAAAACAACCACUAA
This is a messenger RNA of Ochlerotatus camptorhynchus, 783 nucleotides long. RefSeq names its product Cofilin/actin-depolymerizing factor homolog tsr (gene tsr). The transcript has 5 exons. Bases 127 to 573 code for a protein of 148 amino acids. Lineage: Eukaryota; Metazoa; Arthropoda; Insecta; Diptera; Culicidae. Gene Ontology annotation, biological process: actin filament fragmentation; actin filament severing. Gene Ontology annotation, cellular component: actin cytoskeleton; actin cortical patch; cytoplasm. Gene Ontology annotation, molecular function: actin filament binding. The record is from RefSeq and is a predicted model, not a curated record.